UUUCCAUCAAAAUUGAAUGAAAUGUAAACUGCCAAUAUAUGUUUGUAUUACAUGGGUAUUUUAUAUUCAUAUCUUCAAUACAACACAUUACUUGUUUAAUUAUAUGUAGUCGAUUUAAGAACUAACUGAUUUAGUCAUAUUUUUCGGUACAGCACUAACUUACUAUUCCGUUGACAACGUGCAAGCGAUUGACAUUUGAUUUACAAAUUCGUUGAAACAGCUGUGAACAAUCGUCGUUCUCUGUUAUUUACAAAAUAUAAAUAAUUCCUUGAGUUCUCGAAUCGUUUUAAUAACUUUUCUAAUAAUAACUGGCUGGUUUAGUUAUUAUUUAGUGACACAUUCAGUUAAGGUUUAAGAAAUGAGUUCGAAUAUGAGUCAUUAAUUAAACAGUGUUUUGCGCUGUUAUUCAAUUCAAGGCUGCGGCAAUAAAGAAACGUUUUAGUGAAUAUAAUGUGUAGUUCGACAUAAUGGUGGAAGAUAAUGAUCGCGGUUACGGGAGGACCGCCAACAAGAGCACUUUAUUGAAGAUCGUGAUUUUAGGAGAAGGUGGAGUGGGGAAAUCAUGUUUGAUGAGCAGGUUUAUAUCGAACCACUUCGAUGAUCACAGUUUCCACACGAUUGGAGUUGAGUUUAUGAACAAAACUAUCGAAGUUAAUGGAAAACCAUACACAUUGCAGGUAUGGGACACAGCCGGCCAGGAGCGCUUCAAGUCUCUCCGCACACCGUUCUACAGAGGUUCAGACAUCUGCAUACUAGCAUACGCUAUAGAUGACCGCAGCUCCUUCAACAAUAUCAAGAUGUGGCUCAACGAGUUCCUGCAUUAUGCGGGAGUCAAGAACGGCAUUGAUAGAUACCCGUUCAUGGUUGUUGGGAAUAAGUCAGACGUAUCGUCAAAAGACAGGGAGGUAUCCUACGACCAGCUGAAGCAGUGGUGCGAGGAGAACAAGAUCGCGACCUAUAUCGAGACUUCCGCGAAGAAUGACAAUAAUGUCGUGGAAGCCUUCUCUAUGGCUGUACAGAGAUGGGUAGAACUAGAACAGAGAGCAGAGAAGGAGUUAGGCAUGCUCCACCACCCUGACACGGUGACUCUUCACGGUUCCACCACAGCAUCAAGCAUUAGAACCACAUGUUGCUCCCGAUUCAGCGAGGUAUGAGGCUAACGUGCUUAUCUCAGGGUCUCAUCAAAUGUGAGUGAUUGAGGUAUGUUGAUUAUAGCGGAUUUUUUGGUCAUGUAUUUUGGAUACUUUUCAUGUAAGGAUUAAACUUAAAAUGGAUACUUGCUCCCGCCAAAGGUAUCCACCCGCGUCCAGGAUAAAAGUAGUGCAGAGUAAUUCCCAUACGAUGCGGGUGGUACCCUUGGCAGAUACUGGUUAUGUUACGAGAUAGAAAUGGUUGUAUUGACCUUCUAUGUAGCUCUAUCCGUAUGUGAUUUAGACUUUUUCUAAUUCCCAAUCAGGAAUAUUCCGUAUUGAUUUUAGCGCAUGUCGAAAAAAAUAUAUCUUAGUCUUGCCUUUAUUGAAGUUUAGCGAGUUUCGAAUUUAUGUCUACCGCGACAAUGUUGAUAUUUCCUUGGCAAGGAGUUUCAAUGGACCCUUGUUUAGAUUUAUUAGAAACAUGCAUAUUAAAAUCAAUUUGAGAAGUUGAAUGGAGUUUUCAGUCAAAACCCUGCUUAAGGGUAGUUUAUAAUAAAGGCCUAAGUGCCUUUCUUGCUGUGAAAGAUGUUUAUAGUUAUUGUACUGUAAAACAGUCAUUUGGUGCAAAAAGUAAAUGUUAAGCCAGGGAUCUCCUUAAACAUACUUUCUGUCCGUUAUCAACAUACCUCUUUCACGAUAAAAUCUAGUAAUUUACGGUAUUACGUAAUUUUCUACUACGUCAUGGCAUGUGAUAAACUAUUCUAAAUCUAUAACGUUUUUCCAUGUAAAUAAUGUUAUUUUUUAUUAUUAAUACAUCGGAUUGAAUAGGAAGCAAAGGCACCAAUGUUGAAACGUAGUUUAGUUUGCACUUAAAAGUUAAUUUUUAGGCACUGUUUAAAAAUAUUUACUUAAAAAUUUUGAUGUUAAAAAGUAUACUUAGAUAUGUUUCCCUUAAUUCAAAGGAUGUCUGGAUAAAUUGGACUUAAAUUAUAUUUAAAGAAAUAGUUUUAAUUGCGUAGUUUAAACAGUUUUUUAAAUAUACUAUACAUACAUAGUAUACGUAAAUUAAACAGAUAUCUAAAUCUUAUAACAUUCAAAAUUGUCAUUUGGUUGUGGGAUUGCUUUUGAAAUGCAGAAAUAUGGAAAGAAAGAACAUUCCAGUAUAUUUAAGUUACAAUAUAUAAUAUAUACAUGUUUUAAUUUGAGUUAUAUUGUAUACAAAAUCAAAAAAUAAUUGUUGGUUUUUGAGAAGAAGAUACUUACGUUGAGUUUACACCAUUUCACUAUAACGAUAACAGCAUUUUCAGUUGUCAAAUCACCGGUUUGACCAAUAGGCGGCAAGUAUAAGUCUGGUUAUGGUUUGGUUAUCGUUAUAGUUAAAUGUAGCAAAUCACCCUUGAACUUUUUGUUUGGUUUUUAAUCAUAAAAUACUUAUUUUAUUUUUGUUUUACCCUUAAAAGUGACCCUGUAUGUAAGUACCCCUAAAUAAAAAAAAUAAAGUCAGGUUGUCAGUAUAUUUUCUAAUUCCAACAGAAAACCAAAGAUGUAUCAAAUGUGUUUUUUUAACUAUAAAUAAACCUAGAAAUUGAAUACUCUACUAUUUAACUAACUUUGAAGCUUAAAAACGAUGUUGUUAACUCGGCCUAAAUUACUGUAAAUACUUAUUACUUAAAUUUAUCUGUAACCUAAAAUAAUAAUGCUUUAGUAUUACCAGAGUUGUGAAUUGAUUUUUUAAUGCUUAAAUAUACUUACUAUUUUCUCAGGAAUAAAGACUUUUUGUAAAACUUGUUCUAUUUGAAAAAAAAAAACUCAUGUAGUUGCCGUCCUUUCUAGUGUUGAGUGAAAUUGAAAAAAUUGGUUUAGAGUUCACAUAGCCGUAAAAUAUGGUAUUUUGGUCAAUGCAACGUCAGGGAAGUCCUAAGUACAAUCGGAAGAGAAAAUAGAUGGUGUGAACACAGCCUUACAGUUUUGAUACCAUCGUAUAUUAUGUAUUUCAUGCUUUGUCUACGUUUUUAUUAAGCUUUUUAAUAUACUUAUAUGUACCUUAAAACAUAAACUGUAAAAUCUAACUAUACUUUGAAAUCUAGGACCUUUUCAAGCAUAUCCAAAGUAAUUGUUAUAGUAUUUAAUCACCAUUCAUAUUUGCAUCGUCAUUGACUUUUUAUGUAAAAGUGUAUUUGUAUAUUUUUUAGAAGCAUUUUAAAGGUUGUUUUAAACCCAUACGUUAUUUUCUCAUGGUCAUAAGUCAGAUAGAACUUAUAUUAGAUACUUUGAGUAUAUACUAAGAUAUAUAUGUUUUACUGAUUUAUAUAUUUUUUAAACCAAAGGAACUUUAAAAUUUUGCUGUGUUAGUGCUUAUACAAAAAGUAUCGAAUGUAAAUUGCUGUUGACUUUGCUCUAGUAUAAUACAUACAGUAUUUCAAUAUUUUGUAGAAUAAAAACUAUAUAUUGUAGUAAUUUUAACGCUGAUUCUCACUAAGUGCCUAGCUUUCUGGUUACCAUAUUGUUAAGCGGUAAUGUAAUAUAAAUUAUUGUUUUACAAUCGAUAUUAAAUUUCUCGAUGACAUGAAUGUCUUAUCGAUAACAAUUUAUUUAUUUUGGUGUUGUGAACAUUUAAAAAUCGUAUUAUACUAUACGUGUAGUGUAUACUUAAACUGAAUUGGUAGCUAGCCUGAAUUAUUUUUCCAUUGAUAUUAAUUUUAUUUAAAAAAACAAUGUUGAUCAUUUAUUAAUCCACGAAAAUGGAAUUUAGAGCUUUAGUCAUUCACUCAUGUAAAAUUAAUUUAUAAAAUCCCUUACAUAGUGUUGUUUGAUGUACUUCUUUAAAUUAAAAUUUAGUAUUGGUAGAUAAUAUUGGCGUAUAAGUCUCUGAUUAAUUUUGCCGUCUCGAAAGUCUACCUCAAUGGGUGUUAUUGAAGUAGGAUUAUUUAUGUAAAGCUAGUUUUGAUGGCCCAACCUUUGGAAUGAAAACAUUUAUUGCAAAAAUGCUAGGCAAAGCGGAAUGUUUACUUACUUCUGUUUAAUUUAAAUUAUUUACUUGUACUUGCCUAGAAUGAAAAAAGCUAUGAAUCUCAAUGAUUAUGUUUGAAAAAUCAUUAUCGCUGGUCUCGUUAAUAUCUUAUUCAGAUGUAUUUUAUUCUCAUUUUGAACUUUUAAGUCGCCAUUGGAUCGGGAGCCAUGUUAAUAUUAUAGUUUUAAAAUAAUGCACAUAGAGAGGUGGCGUGCGUUUGUGAAUAAGAUUCACUUGUCAAAAUGUAAAAGUUAUUACAAGCUUGAUAUUUUACAGUCAUGGUACCUAUUACCUAAUAAAGGGUUUGAAAGCA
This is a messenger RNA of Helicoverpa zea (corn earworm), 4456 nucleotides long. It is a transcript of the gene Rab9, whose product is annotated as ras-related protein Rab-9B. Gene Ontology annotation, cellular component: phagocytic vesicle; lysosome; late endosome. Gene Ontology annotation, molecular function: GTP binding; GTPase activity. The transcript has 4 exons. Bases 468 to 1154 code for a protein of 228 amino acids. Gene Ontology annotation, biological process: retrograde transport, endosome to Golgi. Lineage: Eukaryota; Metazoa; Arthropoda; Insecta; Lepidoptera; Noctuidae. The record is from RefSeq and is a predicted model, not a curated record.